CUAUUUCCGAUCUGGCCCGGCUACGAGAAUUGUCAGACGACGUGGCCGAUAAUGAGGUAUGGUGGGCAGUGCAAAUAAAACGGUGAUAUUAUCUCAAGUUUUUCCGAUGCCACGCAACGAGGCUCAAUAAAGCGAUUAUUGUUACGAAUUGGAAUCUCUGGCCGCGUUUCGAUCCCUCGCGCGCUGUCGCGUAGGCACGACGUUGCAGCAUGGGUCUGUGCAAGUGUCAAAGAAGAGUAACGAAUCAAUUUUGUUUUGAACAUCGGGUCAAUGUAUGCGAACAUUGCAUGGUCACGGGUCACCCAAAGUGCAUAGUGCAAUCAUAUUUACUGUGGCUCCACGACCAUGAUUAUAAUCCAAUUUGUACGCUGUGUUCGGAAAAAUUGAGCGAUGGCGAUUGUAUAAGAUUAACCUGCUAUCACAUGUACCACUGGGUGUGUUUGGACCGAUACGCCAGAGAUCUGCCACCAACUACUGCACCAGCGGGUUAUACUUGUCCUACAUGUAAAGCGUGUAUCUUUCCACAGCCAAAAUUAGUGUCCCCAGUCGCAGAUGUUCUGGUUGAGAAAUUGGCCACUGUCAAUUGGGCUCGAGCAGGUCUUGGUUUGCCAUUGCUAAGUGAAGACAGGGAACAAAAGCCAGAACAAGAACGUUCUUUGAUAACAGUGGAAAAUUCUCUGUUCCAAAAUCACACGGCUGCUAUACCAUCGGCGCCUACAGUGGCGGUGUCCCGUACAAGCAAUACCAUAAAUUCCAAUUCUAUUGUCAGCAACGUACAUACAAACAAUCAAAAGCUUGGUCCACCUUAUUCAGUUGUAAAUAUUGAUUCGUCACUAGGAUUAUCCGCUCCAGGAUUGAGGAAGGUAUGCGAAGCUUACGACGAUCCAAAGGACAUGUCCUUCGAUCAUGAUGAGAACAAAUAUCAACGCAAGUCAGCUAUAGAAUGGUUCCGGCGAUGGUGGAAACUGAUAUCGAGAGCACCAGUACGACGGAAAACCGCAGGAUCUUUGUAU
Molecule: messenger RNA, 1013 nt
Organism: Monomorium pharaonis (pharaoh ant)
Lineage: Eukaryota; Metazoa; Arthropoda; Insecta; Hymenoptera; Formicidae
Product: zinc finger protein-like 1 homolog
Cellular component (GO): Golgi apparatus
Source: RefSeq, a predicted model, not a curated record